AUGAUUUUUGAAGAAUGGACAAGUACUCCAACACUUGAUCUCUUGAUAGACAAAUGGUCAAUUUAUCGUGAUAAAACUUUAUCGAUGUUAAAUAUUAAAGAUAAUAUUUCAAUACUUUUACUAAAUGUCUCCAGCUUAAAUUGUCAUAUGGUAGAGAUCUUUAAACUUAUUGAUACUACUUCUCCACCAAUUAUUACAUUAAAUGGCACACAUCAUGAUGAAAGAUCGACUAAACAGUUUACGAAACACUUCUUUAACUAUAAUGUCUUCUCGAUCAAUGGUACAAAUGCUUUUGGAGGUGUUUUAGUUGCUAUACAUAAAUCAAUUCGUACUCAAAGAAUGGUUGAGUUCGAGAAUAUACCGAACUUGAUUGCGCUAGAAAUAGGUGAAGAACAAAAUAAAUUCCAAUUAGUCACAUGUUAUUCACCACCACAUGAACAAAUUCCUUUUGAAAUUUUUGAUCGAAUAUUACAAAAAAAUGAAAAUACUAUCUUCACCGGAGAUCUAAAUGCUAAACAUAAUUCUUGGUCUCGCUCGGUGGAAAAUCCAAAAGGAAAAACAUUAUUUAACUGGUUAUCCUCAUCACCAACACAUGCAACAAUGGAAAUUAUUAAUAAAUUUAUUCCAACGUCUACUCGUUCAAAGGCAACAAUUGAUCUAAUUUUCGCACCGUCACAUAUGGCAUCAGAUACUUUUUCAGUUUUGCCAUCCAUUGGUAGUGAUCAUCAUCCGGUUAUUUGGCGCUCUGCAAUUAAAAUAUCUACUGCACAUCAAAAAUAUCCAAUUAAACGAACUCACUGGAAAUUAUUUGAAGUUUUUCUUACGUUUACCGGUAGUUAUUGGAAUAAACUUGCAGAAGAUAUGGCUCAUUCAACUACUUUUUUCACACUCUACGAGAGAUUUCUAUCGUUGAGUAUAUCACGUUUUACGAAUGUUACAUUCAGAAAGUCGUUCAAACCAACUUUACCACAAGAUAUUAUACUUUUAAUUAAUAAAAAACAUAUGUAUUUAAAAUUAUUUCGAAGAACCUAUCAUCCAUAUUAUGCAAUAAUGUUACGUGAUAUAUCGAAACUAGUACAAAAAACACUUUUUCAAUAUAAAAGAAAAUUAUGGCUCGACUAUUGUGGUUCAUUCAAUGACUGUGAUACAAAAUCUUUUUUGCAAAAGGCAAAACGACAUUUCCGUUCAAAAUCUACACCAGUUGAAGGUUUUGUUAUUAACAACAACACCAUUACGUCACCAGAUGAAAUGUGUGCUGUUGCAAAAAAUUAUUACGAAGAACAAUUUACUGAUCAUCAAGAUACAAAAACAGACAUCGAUAUUGAAGCAAGGAUAAAUGUGAACGAACUCAAUGAAAUCUUGAUUAACAAUCCUCCUAAUCCGAUGAAUAUUACUUAUCAACAAUUAUACAGGAUCAUUACAUCAUUGAAAAAGAAAAAUUCAUCAGCAAAUUAUAAAAAGAAACAAAUUGAAGGAUUUAAUAGACAAAUCUACAGAAUAAUGCAUAAUUGGUAUGAUGCUAGAAGUAUAGAAAUUGAACAUUUACCAAAAUAUCGAUCAAUUGAAGAAUUAUCUCGUAUUCACUGGAACAAACUAACUUGCACAAUAUUAGCAACAAAUCCAAGUGUCAUCGAAGAUUUUCUUCGACACAAACUAUCAAUUAUCUACCUCAAUGAGUAUCUAUCGAAUCCAUCAUUAAUAAAACAAAGAAGAGAAAUAUUCGAACGAGGAAGAAUUCCAAAGAAUAUUAUAAAUAGAAUAGAACAAAAUCAUGUAUCUUUACUCGACCAUGUUCUAUGUUUUCCACAAAGUUAA
Messenger RNA from Rotaria sordida, 1815 nucleotides. The record is from the annotation of a GenBank genome assembly. Lineage: Eukaryota; Metazoa; Rotifera; Eurotatoria; Philodinida; Philodinidae.